Cooperia oncophora is the source of this 510-nucleotide messenger RNA. The record is from the annotation of a GenBank genome assembly. NCBI's taxonomy places the organism in Eukaryota, Metazoa, Nematoda, Chromadorea, Rhabditida, Trichostrongylidae.
AUGACGAUGAUGAAGAACACCGAAAUGAACAUGGUAACAAACAGCGAUGCCGUGCGGUCACGACCUCCCGGUACUCGCCGCAGUGGUACUGAUGCGCAGAUUGAUUCUGAUAGCGAGUUCGAAUUUGCCCCGUCUGCCUGUGAUGAUAGUGAAGAAUCCUCGGAACCUGGGCAAAGUGAGUCAGGAGAGUCACGGAUGGAGAGCGGCAAUCUUACACCUUUCGAACGCCACUUAUCGAAAAAGGAUGUCUGGAAAGCGCUUCGAUCUGCUCUCACGUCAGAAGAACUAGAGACGUUCAACAAUGUUCUGAAACGUGAACCUAGCAGAGAUGUGGACGAAAUCGAGGAUAGUCCACCAGCAGGAAUGUCAGGCAGAGAGCGAGAGCGACCAAAAACUGAAGAAGGACAAGAAUCGCAGAGCUGGUUAAGCCUCAUUUAUGACGUGCCUCCUCUAUCUACCUUUUUGAUGGGCAGCUAUUGGAAUGACAAGCGCUUUCUCAGACAGAGGUAA